AUGACAACAAUGCUUGUCGAUAGUAUUUCUUCGUAUUCAUUACGUUCUAUUAAAUUAUUUACGUUUGGUUGUACAUUAGCCGUUGUACUUAUGACAUUUCAAUAUGAGCACAAAUUACGACUAUUUAAUUCUCCGCGUCUUAUGCUAACUUUACCUGCAUUAAGUCUUAUAUCUAUAUGUGGUUUCGGUGCCGCUUUGGUUGGUCUUGUCUAUCCAAUGUUUAUUACUACGAUUGAUCAAACAUCUUUUCCUGAAUAUAAUGAUAAUAUAAUACGCAAAUCUCAAGUUUGUAAAUCCAUAGUAAUAUUUGUCGGAAUAAAUCAUCUAUCUGCUAAAAUUCCAUUUCAAAGUGAUCUUCAUUUUACAUUAACAUUAGCGUUUUUAUGUAUCGCAUUCUGGUGGUGGUUCGAUCGAACUAUAAUUACUUUUAUAUUUUCAAUUUUUGUAUCAUUUAUAUUAACAAUGAUUACAGAAAUUUUAUUACGUUCUGGUGCACUUCAAUAUACAUAUUCAGAUUUUUAUUUGAAAACUUGUGUGCCUUGUUUAACAUUUGCCGGUGCCAUUUUAACAAUUCAAAUAACAAAAUUAUUAUCUCAACCUGAUCAACCAUUAUCAACAAUGGAUAAUUCACAUGAACAAGAACAUGUAAAAAAUGAAUGA
Adineta steineri is the source of this 660-nucleotide messenger RNA. NCBI's taxonomy places the organism in Eukaryota, Metazoa, Rotifera, Eurotatoria, Adinetida, Adinetidae. The record is from the annotation of a GenBank genome assembly.